Macadamia integrifolia is the source of this 3201-nucleotide messenger RNA. Its product is annotated as probable E3 ubiquitin-protein ligase ZFP1. The transcript is spliced from 3 exons. NCBI's taxonomy places the organism in Eukaryota, Viridiplantae, Streptophyta, Magnoliopsida, Proteales, Proteaceae. Gene Ontology annotation, molecular function: ubiquitin protein ligase activity. The record is from RefSeq and is a predicted model, not a curated record. Bases 2504 to 2914 code for a protein of 136 amino acids.
UCAUUUGAAGACUUAAUUUACCUUACCACCGGCAAUCGUUCAGAGCAGUGGCAGUGGCAUCGGCGACGGACAGAUGAUCAUUGUUCUUUGUUCAUCUCUCUCUCUCUUUGUUUUCUUGUAUGCUUGUGAAACCAGCAACUAUGGCGGCAAGAAACCCAGAAUUGUGAUCAUAGGAAUGGCGGGGGUAACAGCUGCUCAUAAGCUUUAUAUUACCACCGCUGAUUGUACCUUUUAGAAUCUUUGGUAGAAAGUUAUGAUUGUUAAUUUUGUCUCUGCAUUCCAUUUUACUUCUGAAAUUGUGAUUCCUCUGUUCCAAAUGGGUUCUUUUUUCUUUGUUCUUUGUUCUUUUGAAAAAAUAGCAGCUUUUUCUCACAGGAAAUCUCUGUUCUUGUCUUCUCCCAGUAAUUUGACAUGGGAAUAUUCAAAUUAUCUGUCGAAUUAGAAGGAAGAGCAAUAUUGUCUUGCCAGGCACAGCUGGUUUGGAAAUCAUGGCAAAUUGAAGGUUAUUGGUCCACAUUGGUCUGCAAGAGAUGGGUCUCAUUCAGAAUUGGGUUUUGGAUUUGAUUAGAAUCGAAAGACGGGAACUGGGUUUGAACUUGGGAGUUGCAGAGUUGGUUGUUUUCAUGGAGAUUUUUUAGAAGAAGAAUGUCAGGGUUGUCGUUAUUGUUGUAGGUUUGGGAUGAUAAGAGAAUAGUGGCAAGCCUUUAGGAACUCAGGAUUGAUGAGAGAUUGAAUCCCAAGAAAUCUAGACACAUUAUUCAGUUGAGAUUGGUUGUAGAGAGGUGAGCUGAGAAGAGAGGAGAGGUCGAGAAGAUCAAGUCUUGGACUAUGAGUUGUAGAGAGGUGAGCUAAGAAGAGAGGAGAGGUCGAGAAGAUCAAGUCUUGGACUAUGAGUUACAGGAUCAAUUCUCAUUCUCAGAAGCCUUUUUUCUAAUGUGAGUUUUUCAGUGGUUCUUGAUUUCAUUAUCAGGGUGCGGAAGCAGCGUCGAUGAGUCGUUCGUCACAUCUUGCCCACACCAAACUUGAGGGUGGGUUUCAGCUUCUCUGAGCUCAAGUCAGCUACCAGAAACUUCGAACCUGAUUCGAUGCUUGGAGAGGGGGGCUUUGGUAGGGUUUUCAAGGGUUGGCUUGGUGAGAAGGCCUAUACGCCUUCGAAGAUCGGUAGUGGUAUGGUCAUGGCAGUAAAAAAAUUGAAUCCAGAGAGCAUGCAAGGAGUGGAAGAAUCCAGAAAGCAUUGCCAAGGGAUACUUGAGCAUUGUGGAGUGGCUUGCAUCUGCACUUCCCACGGGUUUGAUCCAACUGGGUAGGAAAGUCAAGAGGAUCGAAUGGGAGCCAGAAGGUGUUGUGAGGUCGUUGGAGAUGCAGAUUAAUGGGGGUUGCAGCAGUAACAGGCCUGUGAGACUCCGUUUCGAAGAUGGUGCAGAAAUGGUGGCCGAUCACGUCAUAGCGACAGUGUCGACGGGGGUUCUCAAAGCCGGGUUGGGUCUUAUUAUUAACAAGCAAGGUAGCAGUCCACCAUCUCUCUUUCCUUCUUUACCGCCGUUGCUCUUCACGGUUUGGAGAUGAGGACAAUGGCGCUGGAGGGUACAUGAUCAGGGUCUUGUGUUUUAGUCAAAAAGGUAAAAUUAUCAUUUCAAAUUCUCAUUUAAAGUGAUUGACAGUAAAAAUUUUGAGUCUAAUUUGGGAGGAGAUGUUCUUAUAAUUAUGGUAUUCUUCAGGAGUUGGCACGGUAAAUUAUCCUAACGAAAUUGAUUGUUUCGCAUUGUUCGUGAAUUGAAUUAGUACAUUAGGUGAAGGUUACACCAGCAAUUUGAAUCUGGUGCUGGCAUGCUUAGAUGUUACAGCUUUUCCUCCACUUGAAUCUGGAGGGAUUGGAAUUCUGUCAGUCACUGAAGGAGGACCACAGAGAACUGUGCAGAACAGAUGCUAUCCUAUUGGUGACUCCACUUUAUUGCUUAAUGAAGGGCCACAGAGAACUGUGCAGAACAGAUACAAUCCUACUGGUCUUAAUUAAGGAGGGUCAUAGAUAAUUGGGCAGAACAGAUACAAUCCUAUUGGUCUUCAGCUGGUCUUCACUUUAUUGCUUAAUCCUCAUUGUUUAGUUAGGGGAAUUCUAUUGGUACCUUGGUGGAGCAACAAUUUGGGACUAAUAAUGAUAUCAGAGGCCCCUUUUGUAGAAAUGCAAAUUUAAAACGAUACAGAAGAUAAUGGAAAAAACAAAACAAAUAAUGUACAUGGAUUUUACGACGUUCGGCCUGUCCAGGUGCUGCACCAGUACUCCCUGAAUUAAACUACGACAGAAUACAAGACAUCGUACACCACCACCUUCUACCCACUGGCUUUAGAAUUUAUCGACCUCACCAGAGAGCUGUGCAGAAGGCACUGUGAGAAGAUGCCUACACUUGAGGAUUCUACCUGAAGCUGUAAGUUUGUGGUGUAGGGAUGAAUUACUUUUCUAUUCAAUCUGUUUUUGUUAACUUAAAGACUUUUUCUAUGCAAUAUUAUGUUGGAGGUUGCUAUACUGGAAUUUCCAGACUUCAGGAAUUCUCGCGAACUUCUUAGUGACUUGAGGUUGGAUAUAGAUCGCAUGUCAUAUGAGUUGCUUGCACUGGGAGAACGUAUUGGCAAUGCAAAAAUUGAAUUGACAAAAGAAACCAUCACUAGUCAUCUUAAGACAAGAAGAUAUCAUGUGCCGCCUGCAGCCUGUAUCAAUUUGAAUGAGCCAUCAGGCAUGGAUCAAGAAGCUGAGACCUGCAUCAUAUGCCAGGAAGAGUUUGAGAACAUGGACAAGAUAGGAACUCUUCAGUGUGGACAUGAAUAUCAUGCAAAGUGCAUAAAGAAGUGGUCGCUUGUGAAAAAUGUGUGCCCAAUAUGCAGAAGUGCAGCUUUGUCUCAGAACAGCAAUGACAGAUGAAAGAUCAGAAGAUGAAAGAAAUCCAUCCUUUAUUGAGUCUCUGUUUAUUAGAACUGGUGUUUUAUUGUGUAUUCAGUGGUUAAAUUUUUUUUUUUUCAUUGGUCCCCUAGGGGUUAAGGUGGGUUGGGAACCUCUAUCCGUCCCUUUCCCUACCCCUUCCCUCUAUCGUAAAAAUGUGAUUCAUUUUUGAACCCUUCUAUUGUAAAAGUGUUGCAUACAUUUUUUAUCCAAGUGAUUAGCAGGAUGAACCAUGAUUAAGUAAUAAUGAAAUGAUACUUCUUUCAUCA